Coccidioides immitis RS is the source of this 3585-nucleotide messenger RNA. Its product is annotated as SNF2 family helicase/ATPase. NCBI's taxonomy places the organism in Eukaryota, Fungi, Ascomycota, Eurotiomycetes, Onygenales, Onygenaceae. The coding region runs from base 231 to 3377 and encodes 1048 amino acids. The record is from RefSeq and is a predicted model, not a curated record. Gene Ontology annotation, cellular component: cytoplasm. The transcript has 2 exons. Gene Ontology annotation, molecular function: ATP-dependent chromatin remodeler activity; ATP binding.
UAUGGGUUGAUAUAACGGAUGAGAAUUUCCUUCCAGGUGUUUGCUUGAAAGCACUUACCUUUUGAGCAGUCUAUCUCCAAGCCCGUGAGCCAUUUUGUUUUAUUGUGAGGCUUGGUAGUGAAUUGGCUGUCACAAGGGGCAAAUUUCCGAACAGCCUCACCCUCUUCGAGCCCGUUUCUUUCGCUGCUAUAUUGUUGUAAAAUUCUUAACUUUACUGGAUUUUGACCAGAAUGCUAAACGAGCGUGAGCCGCCGAAACAUCGGCCGGGAUCUAUGGGAAGUGGAGAGAAUCAAUCCCAGAGAAUGGUUCCACCGGAGUUUGGAAAGCCCUCUCUGCUUGGGUCUAACAGGGGAAAUCCUUUCUACAUCCCGAAGCCGAACAAAACUCGCCCAGAACACCACAGGCCGGUGACAAAUUACUCACAAUCACAACAAUCAAGGGACAGGCGUACCGUUGAUCCGUUCCAAGUGGUGAAGCCUUCCUCCGCGUUCACGGGCUACAGGUCCUCAAACAUACCCGAUGACGACGACGUGGUUGAAAUAACUCGCCCUACAAACGUUGUUUGGACCACUCAACCGAGAUCGAAGCCGUAUUUCUCCUCUAAACCCACCCCGUCGAUUAGCAAAUCCCGGAGCAAUUUGAAGAACUUUAUAGACUUGACUGCAAAUACUGUUGGGUCAGCGACGGGUCCCUCUGUGUACGAUGAUGACUCUCGGGCGAUAGAAGCCUACUCGUAUCUGGAUAGCGCGAAGGCAAAUGAGAACAUCAAAGCGUUGCUUGAAGGUGCAUUUGAAGACGAAGAUGACAAGCCCCGAACUAGGAUCCGCAAGAAAAAGAUUCAGACCCAGGUUGAUGAAUUGGCGAACAAACUUCAAGGGAUUAAUGUCAAUGAGCAAAACUCCAUCCAGAAAUCUGCAAAUGAGGGCGAACCGCCAAAAGAAGAAGAGGACGAUGAGGAAGAGGAGAAUGAUGGAACUAUUGAAGGUUUAAAGGUCACACUGCUCCCCCACCAAGUUGAAGGUGUAAGCUGGAUGAGGGACAAGGAAACAGGGCUGAAGAAAACUAGAGGCGUGCUCCCCAAAGGUGGUAUUUUAGCAGAUGAUAUGGGUCUUGGGAAAACCGUUCAGACCAUCGCACUUAUGCUCUCCAAUCCAAGGCCGCCUCCCGGAAAAGAUGGCGAAAAAGAUAACCCGAAGGAUAAGGCAAAAGUCCCUGAUAAAGUAGGGAAAGGAACAUUAAUUGUUGCCCCGGUGGCCUUGAUCAAACAAUGGGAGUCUGAGAUCGAAAGUAAAAUCGAGUCAACCCGUCGGCUGAACGUCGGCGUUUAUCAUGGUCCAGGUCGUGCAAAAAUUGCUAAAGAUCUCGCAAAAUACGACGUUGUUAUUACAACAUACGGCACUUUGAGCUCUGAACACGGAGGUUCAAGCAAGACAAAAGAUACGUCAGAUGGGAAACCUGGAUGUUUUGGAAUACACUGGUAUCGAAUUGUCCUUGAUGAAGCCCAUACGAUCAAGAACCGCAACGCGAAAUCCACACAGGCCGUAUACGCGUUGGACUCACUGUACAGAUGGUGCCUGACUGGUACUCCCAUGCAAAAUAACUUGGAUGAGCUUCAAAGUUUGAUCAGAUUCCUACAGAUUAAACCUUACGAUGAUCUCGCUGCAUGGAGGGACCAAAUCACUCGCCCACUAAACAACGGUCGUGGCGGUUUGGCCAUCCGACGAUUGCAAAUCUAUCUGAAAGCCUUUAUGAAACGACGAACAAAAGACGUAUUAAAGCUGAACGGUGGUCUCGAUAACAAGAGCCCAGAUGAUGAGAAGGAAAGCGAUAAGCCAUCGAGCGGCUUUCGAAUCACAAAGCGAGAUGUCAUCAAAGUCGAGGUUGAUUUUACAACGGAAGAAAGGGAAUUUUACAGUCGUCUUGAGGAUAGAACAGAUAAGAGCCUGGAGAAUAUGAUUGGCCAUCAUAAAUUGAACUAUGCCAGUGCUUUGGUGCUGUUACUCCGUCUUCGACAAGCUUGCAAUCACGCAGAUCUUGUAAAGGGAGAUCUUGCUCGGGAAAAGGAUGCAAUUAUUGCCAAUGGUAACCAAUCAAAGGGCUCUGAGGGAGGCGAUAUGGAUGAGAUUGCCAACAUGCUAGGGGGCCUUAGCGUUGUUAGCAAGCGCUGCGAUAUCUGCUUGAUUGACCUAACUUCAGAGGAGACCAAGAGCGGUGCAAUCAGGUGUAACGAUUGCGAGGCUGAUCUGAAGAUUCAUGUCGGCUUGUCGAAGGACAAAAAGGCAAAGAAGCAGAGAAAGAAGAAGCCCAAGGAAAAGCAGGUCUUCGUGGAGGCCGCCGAGCAACAAACGGCGAGGCGUCAAAGGAAUCGACGCGUUAUUCUUGACAGUGAUGACGAGGAUGAAGGUGAAUGGAUUGUCCCUGAGAAUAAGCGGGUAUCAGAGGAUAUUGGGAGAGCUGGAGGGACAGAUGACGAGAAUGCUGAGGGUGGUGGGGAAUGGAUCGGCUCCGAAGACUCAGAGACUGGUGAGGAUGAGGAAGAUAGUGCUCAAAUCGACGACGAUGACGAUGUAGACGAGGAACAAGACGAUCCGGACUACACCGCGUUGAGGAAUCUCUCAUCCUCGACGAAGAUCAGGCAUCUCCUGAGAAUAUUGAAGCGAGAGGCUGGAGAGUUUAAAUUCAUUGUCUUCUCCGUUUUCACCUCCAUGCUAGAUAAGAUUGAGCCAUUCCUCAAGAGUGCAGGUAUUGGCUACGCGAGAUACGAUGGUGGAAUGAGAAAUGACCUUCGAGAAGCUAGUCUUGAGAAACUCAGACACUCGAGUUCCACUCGAGUGCUUCUCUGUAGUUUACGAGCGGGUUCAUUGGGGCUGAAUCUUACAGCUGCCAGUAGGGUGGUUAUCCUAGAACCAUUUUGGAACCCAUUCGUCGAGGAGCAAGCCAUUGACCGUGUCCACCGUCUGAAUCAAACAGUGGACGUGAAAGUCUACAAGAUGACCAUUAAAGAUACCGUCGAAGAGCGUAUUCUCGACCUCCAGGAGCGCAAACGCGAACUUGCCAGUGCCACCAUCGAAGGUAAGACCGCGGCGGGGAAACUCACCAUGAACGAUAUGCUUGCCUUGUUCCGUCACGAUGCGGAGGCGAGGUACGUGGAAGACGAAGGGUUGGACUUUUCUUCCGGAAAGGGACGGCUGUUGGAGUCCAGGGAGGUGGCGGAAGAUGCGUUUGGGCAUCUGUCCUUGAGUGGUUCUUUGCGGAGUUCGUCUUUGAAUCCGGACCAGAACCAGGGAAGAAGGGCUUCACCGCCGGUUAUGGAGCGGGAUCUGAACAAAAACAGGAAGCGGGUGCAGGAAAGCUCUGUAUACGGGCGGAGAUGGUGACGCAGGUGUUUCGUUUAUUUGAAAUUUCGGGUACUGAACCCAUACUGUCUUUUGCGUAACACCAUUGUUUGCUGGGUUAUUAGAUUUGGGGCGGGCGGCGUUUGUUUCCGGAUUCUCGAGGCUUGGUGGGAUCAUAUCGAACUGUGGUUACCUAGACCUUUUCUUUUUUCUUUUUUUAAAUUUAAAUUUGACAUCACUUUUCUUUUUC